CGAUUUGAAGGCAGAUUUACUUAAUCCCAAUCGUUUCAUCGAUGACGCUAGACUGGCUCCUGGGCAGCGCAUAGUCAAAUAUGACAUGCUUGCAUUAAUGCUAGCGCUGUCGACGGGAACAAGACCUGAUUAUCUACCUCAUAAGCGGAGGAAUUAUGAAGGGCUUGGAAAAGAUUUAUGGAGCAGUAUCAUGGCUGAAGAACCACUUGACGGCGAUCAUUGGAAGCAAUGGUCUAACGACGACGAUGAAGAUGAAAUGAUGAGUGUGGAUACUGAAGAUUUCGUAUUGGAUCAAGAGCAUUAUACCCGGUAUCGGAACACAAGAGAAGCAUCAGCAUCAGCAUCUGCAGAGCUGCAGAGCUCUGUUAAAUCAGCAAUUCAAGAUAGAAUAGAGCUUGAAGAUAUCCAGCCUUUUGAUCUUCAAGCUCUACAUAAGCGACAGUACUGGGAAGAAGGUACCGAAGAUCAUCAAUACAUUUCGGAAGCUGAUGCGAUACGCGAGGUUCUCUUUAUGCUGCAGGGAUAUUCGAGCGUAUUGUUCAAACAAAGUAAUCAGAUUACACUUUCCCAAUCCAUCAACAACAAGCAAUACGAGGUCAAUCCUCAAUCGUUAAAGCUAAAACAUCUCAGUCAUAAUGCUUUUGUUGGAAUAUUAAGCGAGCUAUGCAAUUAUGGCAAUAUGAUAUAUAAUCUACGCGAAUGGUGUAACAAAAUCAUACACGAAACGAGCGGCAUUAAAUUUGGUCAAACUUGCACAGCUUUUGCAAUUUGUGUUACCAAACUCUUGCAGGAUUUUGAACUGUCAAUCUCUGAUAUUGAGGUGAACUAUUGUAAAGGUGAAAAUGAGGAAGACCAGCCAGUAAUAUCUUUACUACAAUUGAAAGAAACUCUGGCUACUCCAAUACAAGCAAUCAGAGAUAUUUAUGAAUUGGUUAUCGAUAGUCCUAUAAAUGAUUUGGAUCGUGCCUCUUCCACAAUAACCCCACGACGUAUUACAACACAACUUGUGAAUGGUUUAUACAGUGGCAUUGUUAAUGCUCAAUUAACCGGCAACAACCAUGUAUACGACACGUUGCUUUUUAUAUUUCGCGAAACGAUCAAACCUUUCGGUCGUAUGCUGGAUGAUUGGAUAUCCCGUGCAUCACUUCAAGGCGAUAGCUGUCAGGAAUUUUUCAUCAGUCGGAAUAGAAAUGAGUCAAUCAUCAACGACCAAACUGCUGACUUCUGGUCUAAUGGCUAUCACGCACACAGCAACAACCGUGACGGAGAAUCAUAUAACCGCCGUCUAUAUGUUUGUCCAUUAUUUGAUCAAGCUUUCCUGAGACGGACCAUGUUUGUUGGAAAAGCAGUGAUAAUUUUAUCGAAAUUUGGCGUCAAGACAAACAACAACGAGAGUUUUCAAGAAUGUUUACGAAGCGUCAUUGCAGAGCCAAAACCUGUCGUUGCAGUCAACAACAUCAGUAACAACAAAACUACUGCCAUAUCUUCAAGCACUGUCAAAAAACCAGAGAGCAAUCUGUCGCGGAUGAAAAAUCCGUUUUUGCGGGCAGGACUUCCUUUACUGUUUGCUUCUGAACAACAACACGUUCCUGAGCGUGAAACUCACCAUCAGCAUAGUUCUGGAGACGAUGGUCACGACGACGACAACAACAACAACAAAGAUGGAAUUGAUGAAGUUCCGUUUUUAUUCGAUCAAUCUUUAACACGAUGCCUCGAUAAAUACUUAACAUACCCUUACCAACAAGCGACUGGUCACCUCAACGGUGCUCUACGAAGUCACGGUUUGCUGAAUGAGUGUCUUGUAGCUAUAGCAUCAAUAUAUUUGAUGUUAGAUACCAACUUAAUGCAUGUUUUCUGCGAAUCAUUGUUUUCAGAAAUGGACAUCAACAACCCUUUAACGCAAGACGCCAUAGACAAGCUUUUCAUGGAUGCCAAACUUACUGUCGAAUGGAAUUUACCCGGAAGUUCUACUAGUUAUCUGAAAUUCGAACAGCAGCUGGAUUUUUUGAGCCAGAUUCGAUUUGAGUAUCAUAUACCAUGGCCGAUUAACAACUUCAUCAAAGAAUCAACACUGACACAAUAUAGCACCAUCGUCACUUUUUUACUGCAAUUAAAACGGGCAAAGUAUUUGCUGGAUCGCAAAAUGAUCUUCCAACACGACAGACGGAACAUGCGAUUAUACCCAAUGCGAAUGAAGCUGAUAUGGUUUGUCAACGCUUUUUGGAGCUAUGUGAUGACUACGAUACUGCAUACGGAAACAAUACGGUUCCGAAAGGCUGUGGAUGACGCUGUUGAUGCAGAUGAAAUCGCUCAACUUCACAACGACUAUGUAUCUAAAAUUGUAGAUCGAUGUCUAUUAGGAGAUAAGACCCAAUCUGUUCACAAGGCUGUCCUGAAAAUUGUGAACGUAGUACCUGAAUUGGCCCACCUCUUUGCUAAUAACGAUGAUAAUGAUUCGCAAAAUUUCGGAUCGAUGGUUGAUGAGAUGCAAAAGACUUUUGAUCGUUCCAACGAGUUUAUUGCGACGACCUUAAAAAUUGUGGGGAGGAAAGGUGGAUUUCCAUGGUUUGAAGCGUUGGCUGCAUCGCUCUCUUAUUCUGAGUCAUAGAUUUUGAAUUGGAACGUCCGAAGCCCAUGAUUAACACCUCGAACCCAUAACAUCGUCAUUUUCA
Zychaea mexicana is the source of this 2672-nucleotide messenger RNA. RefSeq names its product Spc98 family-domain-containing protein. Gene Ontology annotation, cellular component: centrosome; spindle pole; gamma-tubulin complex. The record is from RefSeq and is a predicted model, not a curated record. Gene Ontology annotation, molecular function: microtubule minus-end binding; gamma-tubulin binding. Bases 86 to 2608 code for a protein of 840 amino acids. The transcript has 14 exons. Gene Ontology annotation, biological process: spindle assembly; cytoplasmic microtubule organization; meiotic cell cycle. NCBI's taxonomy places the organism in Eukaryota, Fungi, Mucoromycota, Mucoromycetes, Mucorales, Lichtheimiaceae.